Rotaria socialis is the source of this 1458-nucleotide messenger RNA. The record is from the annotation of a GenBank genome assembly. Lineage: Eukaryota; Metazoa; Rotifera; Eurotatoria; Philodinida; Philodinidae.
AUGCCAACGGUCAGUGCUCGACGAGCAUCGAUAAUUAUUUCAACAGAAGACUCGGCUAACACGUAUUCAAAUGAUGCAUCUAGCAUACGGUCUUCAACAAAAGAUGACAAUAUAUCUUUGACAUCAAUGGAUAAUAUUAAUAGUAAAAAUGGAAGAUCGAAUGGAAGAAAUUAUCGACAAGAAAAUCCUACAGCAGCAGCAGCAGCAGCAGCAGCAGCAACGGCAUCAUCAUCAUCGACAACGGAUUCUGACAUGGAAAGUGAACAAGAUGAUCCAGUUAAAGAAGAGGAAAAAAACAAACAUAAGAAAAACCGGGGACGUUUAUCAAGACGAGAAAAAUAUUUUCGUAAAAUGUUUGCAUCUGAAAUACCUGAUCCUAUGCCAAAAUUAAUUGAUUAUUAUCUUUGUGCAUAUCAAGGUGAUAUAUUAUUGCAAGGUAAAAUGUUUAUAACAGAUCGGUAUCUUUGCUUUUAUUCGAAAAUCAUUAAUUAUGUAACAAAACAUGUUUAUCGUUGGGACAAUAUUGAACGUAUUACAAAAGAACGUGUUGCCUAUAUAUUUCCAACAGCUAUUCGACUAAAAUUAAAAGACUCUGGCAAAAGAGUUAUUUAUGCUUCAUUUCUUUCACGGGAUCUGGCCUAUGAUAAAAUCACAUCGAUAUGGCCACAUUCUUCAAAUAAUAAUAAUUUAGCAGCUGAUGAUGAAAAUAGAAGUUCUAGAAAGAAAACAUUGAAACGUAAUUCAUGUGAAUCCGUUCAAAUAUCUGAACCAGAUGAAGUUUUAGAGCAUUGUUUAAACGAUCCAAAUAGUAAUCGACGACGAGGUGGUUCGGUUUCACCACGACGAAGUGAUGAAGAAAAAACACUAGUACCAUUAAUAAAUUCAUCUGUCGAAAGACCACGCACGAAAUAUUUGACUAUCAAUCCAAAAACAUCGAAUCAAGCGAAUGGUAAUAAUAAUAAAAAUACUCGACCUCUACGUUGUAUCAAAAACGAACGAGAUGAAGAUAAUACAACAACAAAAAGAAGUCGUACGGUAAAUAAUCGAUUGCAAGAUAAUUCGUCAUCAUUACAACCAAGUCAAACUAUUGAUCAAGCAUUAUCUGUACCAGAGCAACCAAUAUCUCAUUCAAAAGCAUUGCCAUCCGUAGUAGUAUCAAACACAAGUCCGUCGAUAAGACAUAUAAAUGAUAAAGGAAUUUCAACAAAAGCUUUUAAUGUAGCCAUUUCUUUUAUUAAUCUGAUUAUUCAAACUUUAUCAUCAUUGUUCCAUCGUUUUCAUAUAUAUCCAACGAAAGCAACGACUUUUAUUUUCAUAUGUAUGGUACUUGUAUUCAUGCAUUCAUUCUAUUUAAUCGCCUUAGCUUACCGGCUAGAAAAUCGUCUACAAACAUUACAUAAUCGGUGGCCAUCAUCCUUAAUGAAAAAUUCAUUUUCAUCAAAUUCAAAACAAUUAUAG